GCGACUUGAUUGGACCUAAAUUGACUAUACCGCGUUACCCGUACUAACAAUCGAGGUUACACAUGUAGCUUCCGUUAAGGUUAGCAAACACCCUCCCCAUUUCACACCGGUGUACUCUCUCUGGUCGCUCAGGAAUCUAAACUUAUUCACAUCUGUCGACUUACACUCAAGCUGGGACUAACUCAAGUGAUUUUGUCAAAGCCUAUAAUGAAAGGAAGUGUCGUCUUGUGUCUCAUGUUGGUGGUUCUGACAGCAGCAACCAAAGAACGACUGACAGACAUGGACAACAAAGACGAAGAGGAGUUCUGCAGUAGGGAAACGUGUGGAUCGAAGGUGACCAUGGACCAAAAUAACGAUAUUGUCUUUAAUGACGCCUCAUGGUCCGUCCACGUGACCACUGGGCCCGUUCUUGGUCGCGGGGAGGCAUCGGACUGUUUAAGUGAAGACGACUUAGGUGCCGUUCGCCUGUGUCGUGACUGGCCGCGGUACGGCAAGGUAGUGGUUCGGGAGGUGGCGGCGACAAGAGGGCUGGCUUGUCAUCAGGUCACGUGGGUACAAAUCAGUCGAGAUUUCUCUCCAAUUGACUGCAUCAGCAUGACACACGCGCACUGGUUCGGAGGGGCGGAGCUUCAUAAUCAACGAUGGCCAAUCAACAACAUGGAGAUCCCCAUGCAGCCGUUUGUACCAGAAGAUUUAUAUGUACGCCAUAAAUCGUUCGGAAAUGUCUUGGAACCUUUUUGGGUCAAUUCAGAAGGACUUGGAAUUGUGGUGAGUGAUGCUUCACCAAUCCAAGUUAGUGUCAACGAGGAUCAGUCAGGCAAAAUUUGUUUCAGUGCAAAUAACUCACAAAGUUACACUAUGUACACAAACAAUCACCUGGAGUAUACCAUUUGUAAAGGCAAACAUAUCUUAGACGUCGUUCAGUCAAUGUCUAGGAUGGCAUUUGAUCUUCCAAUAGGUAUACCUGAUUUUCGAAUGGUACGAAAGCCAAUAUGGUCAACGUGGGCCCGGUACAAAACACUAAUAAACCAGUCCAAGGUUUUGGACUACGCCAGGGAGAUAAAAGAAUUCGGAUAUCCCAACAGUCAGUUGCAGAUUGAUGAUAUGUACACAGUAUCGUACGGGGAUCUCGACUUCGAUCCAAUCAAGUUUCCAGAUCCAAGCGGAAUGAUUCAAACCCUUAAAGACAUGGGUUAUCGCGUAACGGUUUGGGUACAUCCAUUCGCGAAUCUUGAUUCCGAGGUGUUCCGGGAGGGCGUCGACCAAGGGUACUGGGUAAUGGACAUAAGUGGACAGGUUCCUGCUCUAGUCAGAUGGUGGCAAGGGAUAGGUGCGAUUCUCGACACGACAAACCCCGAGGCGGCCGAAUGGUUUAUCAACAGACUUAAAACUAUGCAGCAGGAAUAUGGUAUCGAUUCUUUCAAGUUUGAUGCCGGCGAAAUGACAUAUCUACCAUCAUCAUACAAAACAUAUAGAACACUGAAAAAUCCGGGGUACUACAUUAAGGCAUUUGUCGAUAUCGUCAGUAAAUUUGGUGACAUGAUAGAAGUCCGAUGUGGUUUUAAAAGUCAAAACCAUCAAAUAUUUGUUAGAAUGGCCGACAAAGACUCCAAAUGGGGAUACGACAAUGGCCUUAAAGCCCUUAUACCGACAGCCUUAACGUUAGGUCUCCUAGGCUACCCCUACAUACUACCCGAUAUGAUUGGAGGCAAUGGCUACGGGGAGGUUAUAGGGGUCGAUGUGGUACUUCCGGAACGUGAACUGUACAUCCGCUGGCUCCAGCUGACGGCUUUUCUUCCUGCGAUGCAGUUCUCUUUUGUCCCUUGGGACUACGAUGACGAGGUUAUGGACAUAGCGUUACAUUAUGUCAAGGUUCACGAGCAAAUAGUUUCACCCAUCUUAUUGCGAGCCGCAGAGGACUCCCAACUAUCCGGCGCACCCCUUAUCCGCCCCCUGUGGUGGAUCGCUCCGGAGGACCAGACCGCCGUCACUAUUGAUUCCGAGUUCCUUGUCGGGGACACACUCCUGGUGGCUCCUAUACUAGAGAACGGACAAAGGAAGAGAGACGUUUACCUCCCGAAAGGGACAUGGGUGGAUAAUCUUACCGGCGAAACAGUGGAAGGAGGCAAAUGGCUACCGGAUUAUGAAAUUGACCUAAAAGACAUCGCUACAUUCAACAGAAUUGAUAUUAAAUAAAAAUAAAGAUGGAAAAGUAUGUUCUUCUGAAAAUAUCAACAACACAGAACACAGUAGAACAAUUGAGCUUGUUUUCGUUUGAGAUAGACGUAGAUAUACAGGCGAGUCUUUCAGUAUACCUUGUAAUAUACAAACAUGACAUUAAGAUAUAGAUCAACGAUUCAGUAUAUUGUACAUAACGUUAAUAUUAAGGUGAACAUUUCAGUAUAUUGUAAAAUUGCAUUAAUAUGAAUAUUCCGGUAUAUUCAUGCUUUUAACUCAGUCUGACCUUAGUUUAAACAAACGAAUAGUCAAUAUCGUUAAGUGCACUAAGGUCCCAGUAUGUCAUAGUCAUCAAACAUCUAUUGAGGUGUCUGGUAAUGCCAAGGUCUACGGUCUUAAAACCGUGCAUGUACCAAGGAUGCUCCCCGAGAUGUAAUGCCAAGGGCUACGGGCUUAACACCGGGCAUGUACCAAGGUACUC
This is a messenger RNA of Mizuhopecten yessoensis (Yesso scallop), 2659 nucleotides long. RefSeq lists its product as uncharacterized. Gene Ontology annotation, molecular function: hydrolase activity, hydrolyzing O-glycosyl compounds. Bases 208 to 2196 code for a protein of 662 amino acids. The record is from RefSeq and is a predicted model, not a curated record. Gene Ontology annotation, biological process: carbohydrate metabolic process. The transcript has 3 exons. Lineage: Eukaryota; Metazoa; Mollusca; Bivalvia; Pectinida; Pectinidae.